This is a messenger RNA of Selaginella moellendorffii, 1465 nucleotides long. RefSeq lists its product as uncharacterized. The record is from RefSeq and is a predicted model, not a curated record. The coding region runs from base 390 to 1394 and encodes 334 amino acids. The transcript is spliced from 3 exons. Lineage: Eukaryota; Viridiplantae; Streptophyta; Lycopodiopsida; Selaginellales; Selaginellaceae.
AAACUCCAGUAGCUUCCAUUGUUCUUCCAGUGAAGAAGAAGUCCCUGUGAUCUAUCAAGACGUGAUCUAUGAAGAGGAAGAUUUUCCUGGCGAGAAGAUAUUUUGCUAGAUUCAUUAGAUCUUAUCUAACCUCUAAAAUGCCUGCGCAUAGAGCAAACAAGAAUGCUACUGAGAAUUCUCACUGCGUAAGUGAUUGUGAGAGGCUCUAGAACGAUCCAUGAUAGCUGAUGGAAGCACAGAUUGCAAACUCAGAUGGAAGCACAGAUUGAAAACUCUUCAAAGAUUGAAAAAUCUUUUCUUUUGCAGAUGGAAGCAUAACGCUCACCUUCUCUCGCGCCGAAGCUAGCCACGUAGAGCUUGAGUGAUUCGAUGAUACGAUCGAGAAGCAAAUGGAAGAAGAGCGAACGCCAUCCCCGCCACCAGUGGUGAUCUUCACGAGCAGCAGCAGUAGCCACAGUCGCCAAGAUCACCGGGCGAGCAGCCAAGAUCACUGGGCGAGCAGCGCUCCAACUCACGAGCUACUCGAAGGCGUGGAGCUGGUGUGGCAAAUCCCGAGCUCUCCACCGCGCGCAAUCCUCUUCAUCGCGCACCCGGGCUGUGGAUCUCCCGGCGACUUCUUCCCGCCCCACCGCGAUUGCGCGCGCUGCAAGGGCCUCCCGGAGCACAGCGCGAUCACCCAGCGCGCGAUCGGCGCGCGCUACGCCGUGGUGGCCAUCAAGAGCGCCAAGGACUACUGGCAAACCUGGCCGCUCGAGGCCUCCCAGGACGCUUUCAACGUGGAGAGGAUCCUGGAUUCUUGGAAGAACAGGCACGGGAUGGCGAAUCUGCCGCUGGUAGCUCUCGGCUGCGCGUCCGGCGGGAGCUUCGUCUCGGCGCUGGCGCUCCGGAUCGAAUUCGCGGCGCUGGUGAUCAUGAUCUCGCACGGCGUGACGCGAGCUUUCCAGCGAGCUACGAACAGAUACCCGCCGACGCUCUUCGUUCAUAUGCCCAAGGACUCGCUCACCGCCGCCAAGAUCGAGCGAGAGAUCCGAGCCUUGCAGAGCAAAGGGAUCCCCACGGAAGAGAUUGCCUGCCUCGACUUUCCCGUAACUUCGGAGAUCUUCCGCAGCCUCUUGAGCUCCCACGGUGCCUCCAAGCUCUUCGCGGCGCUCGUGAUCCACGGCGUGAUCAACGGCGAGGGGUUUGUAACUUCGGCCAUGCAGACGUCGGAGAUCCGGGAGCUGUUGCAGCGCGCGGAUAUUUUCGGCGAGGCGGACGAGGACGAGAGAGAAAUGGUGGUGGAGAGUGUCAACUGUUUGAUCCGGGUGGCCGAGGCGCGGCACGCCGUCACUGCUCGAAAGUGUAGCGAGAUUUUCGAUUGGUUAGAACAAUAUAUCAUCAGAAGGCACCUCUAGAUCGCAGGGAGUUUGAUUUCAUCAGUGCCUGAUUUGAUCGUUGUCGCUCGCAAGCACGAAACUUUCUUUUU